AGGAGAGGUUAGAGUCCGUGCGAGCUGGCGGAAAGCUGCAGAAGGACACACAUCCGUCAUCCACAGCGGCGGGGAAUGUGGCAAAAGGGCCUUUGGGUGGCGAGGCCAAAGAUGUCGUACAUGCACAGCCAGGGGCAGAAGGGCGGGAUACUGAGGCGUUAGAUGGGCCGGCCGCAAGAGGGAAAAGGAGGGCGCGAAGGCAUAAGCGUGGUGAGCAUAAGGAGAUGCUGAGAGCAGAGCACGAGAGGCGCGCCAGUAUACCUGUGCUCGGACCACAUAUGGCGAAAGGUGGGACGCGGACAGACCGCACAGUUGCCGAUGAUAAGAUGCCUGGCUCAGAAUUGGGAGACGGAGAGCAGCAGGGUGAGCGACCACCAGCAGCGGAUAGUCAACGAGAAGAUGACUCUGUGGUGCAAACAAUGUCACAAGGGCCGACAGAGCUUGUUGGGCAUAUGGGGACGGAUAGGAAUGCGGAGAGGGCGGCGGGGCUGAAGAAAUACGACGAGGACCGAAAGAGGUUAGAGGAGGAGGAGCAGAGGGAACAAGCCGAAUUCGAACGCCGCAAACGAGAACGGGAAGCCAAGAGGCGGGCAUGUGACGAGCAAUUGGCUAGUCUACAAGCCGCCAACGAAGCGCGCAUCGCGCCCUACCCGUCGUGGCCCCUUUGUCGCCCAUCCCGGCCCCUGUAG
Molecule: messenger RNA, 689 nt
Organism: Closterium sp. Naga37s-1
Lineage: Eukaryota; Viridiplantae; Streptophyta; Zygnematophyceae; Desmidiales; Closteriaceae
Source: the annotation of a GenBank genome assembly